This is a messenger RNA of Fukomys damarensis (Damara mole-rat), 1765 nucleotides long. It is a transcript of the gene Iqcm, whose product is annotated as IQ motif containing M. Bases 204 to 1658 code for a protein of 484 amino acids. NCBI's taxonomy places the organism in Eukaryota, Metazoa, Chordata, Mammalia, Rodentia, Bathyergidae. Gene Ontology annotation, molecular function: protein binding. The record is from RefSeq and is a predicted model, not a curated record. The transcript has 15 exons.
UGAAGAUAGGCAUAUGUGAGAACUAAGAAGCAGUUACAAGAAAAACGAAGUACGCAUAAAAUAUGGAACCACUGAAAUCAUCUCUUUCAGUCAGCUGUGUUUCUUUUAUAAUCAUCCACGAUGUUUGGUUACAUUGAAAUUUUUCCUGGGGAAAAGGACUUGGAGCUCACCCUUCCAAAAAAAGAUCAUCCUAACUGCCCAUCAUGGCUACAGCAGAGGUGCUUCCUGAAAAAGCAAAAUGUCCUACUUUAGAGAUCACAAGGCAGGAUUUUCUUCAAGAAGCAAAAAGUCUUAUUGCUCAACAUUAUGAGAAAAUAAAUGAGAAUAAAGUUCAAGUUCAUUCUAUAAAUGUUUUUAGGAAUAAACACCAAAAACCCAAAUCUAUCAAAUACGUACCUUUGGAGAUUAAGAAAAAGGAAACAGCUGAUGCUGAUGUGAUCCAAGAACACCGGGCAGCACUCCGGCGUAUUGCCAAGGAGUGCUCCAAAAUUCGACCUUCUGAGGAGCCUUCACGAGGACAAAUUUCUUCCAAGGAACCACACUGUUUUAAUAUAAAAGAAAAAGUCUGCUCUGCAGAUCUUAUUACCAGAGAACAAGUAAAGCUGGGUAAAAUAAUGACAGAUAUUGAAUCUGUGAGUAAAAAAAUGGAAAAAGAAAAGCAACAGCAUGCUGGGAAGUCCAGAAUGCUGGAAUCAUUAUAUACCCUUCCUGCCCAUUGUGAAUUGACUUUCCUUCCCAUCACCUCUUCUAUGGGACUUCAGAAAGAACCUGAUAAACCAUUUUAUGAUUGGAGAGGAAGUGUGUCAACAAAGGCUUUUCAUUCACCUCCUGUCUCCAGUUGGAGUUUCUCUGGAUCAUCGGGAAUGUUUCAAGACUACUCUAUGAAAACCUUAAAGAAAAAAGAGCAACAAAAAAUCAAACCAGAAUCCAAGCCAGAAACCAGGAGAAAAGAUAGUCUAACUAAUGGCGAUAAAUUGGGCAGUAAAGUUAAAAGAAUUGGACCACACAUAGAAAUCUUCCAAGUGUUCCAAGAAAGAAACAGAUUUAUAAUUACCAAAAAAGUAGUUAGGCUGAUUACUAUCAUGCAAGCACGUGUCAGAGGGUGGCUUGAACGCAAGAGACUUCAAAGAAUAACGGCCAAGGCUUUGUAUCAUGGCCCGAAUUUGAAAGCAGUCAUAGACAUGUAUCGGGGAUUAAUCCACCAUGUUAAAUAUCAACUUGGCCUUUGGAGGACCAGACAAAUUAUCAACCUUGCAGAGCUAGAGGAAUGGAUGGACAGAAAAAAGUUUUAUGAAACAAUGUUUGCCAAGAGAGAACAUUGGCAAGGAUUAGAGAGAAGCGAGCUCCUUAAGUAUUUCAAUGACUGUGGUCACUUCCCAACCCAGAAACAAAUAGACGAUUACUGGGACAUGGCCUGUAGAGAGAGACAAAAAUAUUACGAGGUGAUCAAAAAGUCUCAGGCGAUUGAAAUGAUAUUUACUCUCUAUCCACCUCGAGGUGCGAAUGUGGCUAAUAACACGCGUAUCAAGUCAACGUGGCUGAGGCCUAUCGUCAAUGGAGAAGAAGGAUACAAAUAUAUCGAAAGAAGGCAUUUUGUACACAGUCUCCAAAGAAAAGCACAGAUUUGCUGGAGUCAUUUGUCUGUCAUCACAUAUUAAUAUGUAGCAGAAACAGGAUUCAAUCCCAGAUCCAGCCGAGUCCAAGCUCUUAAAAAAUCAGGAAGCUAGAAAAGCAGAAGUGGGCCAGAACAAAACUCAGCAGAGAU